CAGGAUACAUCAGGGGGCAGCAGCGGGGAUAGCAUGAUGGAAAAUGAGGGAGACCCGGGCAAAGGCCUCGAUGUGAGUCGAACGAGUGAUUACGGCGCAAUACCUACAUUCCACGAUGCCGCCUUGACGCAUCCUGAAGAGAGUGAAAAUGUCUCCACGCCUACUUCUCAAGCUUUCAACACGUUGCCGUCCUCUGUCCACGCUUCCGACUCUGAACUCGAUCACGUGUAUGCAACCGUCGAGAGUGGCAAUGCACUGGCCAUCAAGGACUUUCCCGUCCUCCAAACAACUUCUGCCGCCAUCCUUCCUCGCUGGAUCUACAGAUAUUUUCCAUGCCUCCGGUUCCUGCCUACGUGGUCGUGCUUCCCCGACCCCACCCAGGGUCCUUUGCUCUCGCCAAGACGGAAUCUGGAGUUUUUCCGUGCCAUCCUUUACCUUCUCGAUGGCGGGCGGAAGCAGCAAUCCCACUUUCAAGACGACGCUAAAUCUAUGCGCUUCUACUACCUGCGACAGACGCUCGCAUACCGGACGUGUAUAAUCGUGGCGUGCAUCAUGUAUCUCUCCAUCUCGCUUACGGAGGCCCCCAACUUCCAGAUUUAUUCGCGCAAGCGAGAACAAGUAUCACGGGACACGAGCCAUGGUUACGAGUUAACAUUCAACGUGAUAUCGGUCCUCUUUUUUGUCCUCGACAUUUGGAUACAAUUUCAGGCGAUGGGUAAGAAGAAGACAUUUGGGUACCGUUGGACGCAGCUUUUUGUUGUCUUACUGGCCUUCGACGUGGUGGGGAUGGCUUGGCCGCAGGCUAGGCUCUUGAUGGUCACCGGCAUCGUGAGAUGCUACCCAAUUGUAUACUACAGCAAGAAAGCCCGAAACGCCAUGUUAGACUAUCUGCGGACCGUACCCUCCGUCAUCCAGUGGAUAGGCAUCGAGUUUCUCUCCGUUCUUGUCUUCGCCUGCUUCGCGGUCAUUUUGUACGCGAGUGUGGACCGAGGCGGCGCCAGCGAACAGACCGCAUUCCUCUCCUUGAAUCGGGCCUUCAUCUCCCUCUAUGAGCUCUCGCUGACUGUCAACGAUCCAGACAUUUACCUUCCAUACUACAGGAUCGAUGCCUUAAACGCCAUUCUCUUCGUCGCUUUCUUGAUAUUGACCUUUUUCCUGCUCCACAACAUCAUCCUUGCCUCUGUCUUCCGCAUUUACUCGGCAAAGCUCCGAGACACCGCCGUGCGACGCAACAGCUACCGAGAGUCUGCUCUCAACCUCGCCUUCCGGGCCUUGGUGGGGGAGAACCAGGGUCCUACCGGUAGGGUUCACAAGGAUUUACUGGCCCAUGUCCUGAAGAGGGUGUUUCCCCACCACAGCAGCGAGAAAAUUUCAGCCUUCAUGCAGUACGCGGAUCGGGAGGACUCCAAUGACGACGACCAAGACUAUGACUACGACCGAUUCCUUAUCCUCAUGUCAGCCAUCGCGGAUGAUUGUCUUCACGUCAUCCGGCCAAGUGUGGCCUACCCUGGUCGUCUCCACAGCUUUCUUGAUGUGCUGGUCCUUGCUGAGCUCCUAGUCGCGGUUGUCGCUGUUGCUCGGUAUUGGCACAUUUUUUACAAAAUCUGGCUAGUAGCGACGCUCGCCGCAUUUCGCUUCAUUUUUGCACUAGACAUCAUUUACGGGCUACUGCAAAUCAAAGGUUUCAAGAUAUAUCUCAAAAGCAGCGUUCAUAAAUGCAAGCUCUUCGCGCUUUUGUUCUUCCUUGUCGCACUCGUCUGCAUGCUGACGAAUGACAGGGUGCUUGGGGAGUCAAAAGAGGUCAACAUGACUCAGAAGGCAGCUUCCAUGUUCCUUCUUUUAUCCGUUUUUGCAGACGUGGUGCGUCUGUCCACGCGCGUCCCCGAGUACGCAGCUCUAGUGCAGGUCUUCAGAGAUCUGCUCGUGCCUGCCCUCCUCAGCCAAGCCACCGUCAUCUUUUUCCUCAUGCACUUAACCUGCUACGCGGGCAUGUACCUGUUCGGCGGACGCAUCUACCCGAGUCAACCCAUAUGGGCCACGCUGCCAUUUCCCGGUUCCCUGUACUAUUUGCUCAACUUCAACACGUACCGUGAGGGAAUGCUCACCCUCUUCAUGCUGCUAGUUGUCAAUAACUGGAACCAAAUUUCUGCCCAAUUCGUCCGGGUCACGCAUCCCGCUGCCUACCUCUUCUUCAUGGCCUAUCAAGUCCUCGUGGUGACCAUUGCGCUCUCCUGCGUCACCUCCUUUUUCAUCACGCAUUUAAGCAACCAACUCGGAGAGGAGCUGGAGAAGGGGAGAAAGAGAAAGGAAGGGAAAGAAGACAAGGUAGAGGGCAAGGAGAACCAAAAGAAGAAGAAAGAAGGGACAUUUUCGUGGGGUGGUUGGGGAAGCUGGCUCUCGGCUGACAAUCGAAAGGGAUCCAUGGACGAACUACAAGAGAGGGAGGACGAAACAUACGCUCUCCGAUUUGUACCUAAGAGCGGAAUCAUCCUUGGAACCCGCUCGCCCUCCCUCUCUGAGCAAUUCUUCUCCCUCCGGGGCCUCGAACCCGUCCCCGACCUCGCGUCCGGCACGCUUCCGUCUGAGAAGGCGGCCCUGCGCGAUGAGCAGCCGGUGGCGGACGUGGAGUAUCAGUGUCUUUUGGAGGCCCUCUUGAAGGAGAAAGGGCAGGAAUUUGCCUAUUGCUUCAUCAAGGAGCAGCGCAACAAGUCCCACCUCGAAAGCUUCAAUCGCAGCACUGGCUUCGCGAGAAUCAUUCGGCCGUACCCUCAGGCUGAAUCAUCCCUGCUCAAAACAUGUGCAGAUCUUUUUGGCAAGGAUAUGAGUAAACAGGGGAAAAAAGAGGGAGGCAACUCAAGCGACUUGUCCACGCCAUCUUCUGAAGGGAGGAGGAAAACGGAAGGCGGUAACGGUGACGAGAUUACGGGGAAAGCGGAGGAAAAAUCGGAAACAAAACAAAUUAAAGGGGCAGCUGAGGGGGCGGCGGCGGGGGAGGAGGAGGAGAUCAUGGUGGAGGAUGAGGAGGAAGACGCCGACGAUAUGGGAGAGAAGAGAGACUGUGUCAUGAUUCAAGAUAUCAUGCCUCACCCGUCCGAGUCCUGCCGGGCCUUGUAUAUGAAAAUCUACUUCAUGUAUGGGGGUGAUAACAAACUGGCCUUCUGUCAACUGCACGAGCAGUGA
This is a messenger RNA of Nannochloropsis gaditana CCMP526, 3180 nucleotides long. Its product is annotated as two-pore calcium channel. The record is from RefSeq and is a predicted model, not a curated record. Gene Ontology annotation, biological process: transmembrane transport; monoatomic ion transport. The transcript has 13 exons. Gene Ontology annotation, molecular function: monoatomic ion channel activity. The coding region runs from base 34 to 3180 and encodes 1048 amino acids. Gene Ontology annotation, cellular component: membrane.